GGUGUCGCACACUACUAUUAUAGUUUUUACCAAUUUUUUUUUCUAUGGCAGAUAUAGUAAAAGUAGUCUGUAUGCUGCUCAAAAAUCACCAACGGUCUUUACGGGGCGAUUCAUUGAAUCAUUCAUUUGAUUCAUUCGCAAACACUGAAUCGUUCAGGAACGAAACAACACUAAUGCGUUGCUCUGCUCUUCUCUCCUGUGGGGUUUGAAGACGACGUAUCUGACAAUAUUGUGUCUGAACUAAAACAUGACUGGGACAUACUUUUUUGGCCGUCAGAGCCAAAACUGUGCUGAAUGCAAGACCUAAGCGAAACUCUUAACGGGAUUAUAACAUCUGGGCGGCGUUCGGUUCGGUUCUCGUGGUUUCCCGCUCUGGAUUUCGGAUUUAUCGUUUUUUAUCGGGAUGGAAGGCCGGGAUUUCGCUCCUCCGCCGCACCUUCUGGCAGAGCGAGGCGCGCUGGUUCACAGAGGCGCCUCGAGGAUCACUCCUGCCGGGCACACGGCUGUGCAGCAUCCCGGUCACUUUCAGCCUGGGAAAUAUUACCCCUCGCACAUACCGAUGCCUCCACAUUCAGGCAGUGGACUGAUAGGGAACUCUUCAGCCUCCUUCAUGGGAACGUUUCUGGCCAGCAGUCUGGGCUCUCCUCCCUCACACCCCAGCGGACCCCCAUCAUCCCCCUCUUCUCCGCCCUAUCGCUCUGGACCUCACUCCACAGCCGCGUCACAGAUCUGGUUCCCACACUCACAUGAAGCCCCAGGGUAUCCCCGCUUUUCAGGGAGUCUAGCCCCCACCUUCCUGUCCAUGAGCCCCCUGGAUCACCAUGGCAACAGCAGCGUACUCUAUGGACAGCACCGCUUCUAUGACUCUCAGAAAGAUUUCUAUCUACGAAGCCUCCCGUCGCAGCCCCACCUUCUCUCCACAAAUCACAGCCUCCCACCACUAUCUAGGACCGCCCCUGCCCACCCGUUGGACUCCUGCAGUCGUGAGAGGGAGCUUGGGAGCACAGCUUCCCAAAAGAGCUCCAAAGAGACGGGUGUAGCGGAGCGAAGAGUAGCACCCGGAGGAAAAGAAAAAGAAAAGAGUAAACAAGAGUCCAAGCAGGAUCGGCAACAUCACGGUCCUCCCACCCUUCACCACCAGCACCAGCACCACCCUCAAGGCCUAGAAGAGGAUUUCCGGCACAAAGAGGACCCUAAGCACCUUAGUUCCUGCCUGCUUAGCACCAAGACCCAGAAUGGCUCUGAUCCAAGGGCCACCACCAGGGGCUCCCUACCCAGUUGUGUGGGGCCAGGGGCCUCUGGUCUGGGGACUGUUCGGCAGACAAGCGGAGAUGGUCACUGUUGCAAGGAGGGGGUCAGUGGAGAGAUGCGAAUUAGCGAGCCACCCUCAGACUGUCUUCGCCACAGUGCCAUGCUGGGCCAUGCCCACCCAGUGCCCUACUCUAUACCCCCUCCCUUGGGCCUAGGCUCUGCCGUGGGAGGAUCCUGGCUGCACCCGAGUCAUCCGCACCAUCACCAUCCUCAUCAUCCCCAUCCUGAUCUCUUCUGCCCACCACCCCCUGCUCCACUAACCAUGCCCACUGCUCAGGAAAAGAGCCUUGGCAGGGACUCUGAGGUGACGGGGCCUACCUUUGUGCCCUCUGUGGGGCCACAGGGAGACAAAACCAGUGGACCGUUCCAGCUGGGGAACCCUCACUGUCGAGGUGUGGGAGGUGGGAUGGUCGCGGUUGGGGGCAGCACAGGAAAGACAAAAACUCCUGAGAGGAGUAGCAGUGGAAGUCGAGCAGCUACCCUACUGCCUCCUCCGAGCAGCUGCCAAAGAAAAUCUUCCCAGCAGCAACACGCAUAUGGCAAAACAGACAAGAGCCCAGACUGGCCCCCGGGCCCGCAUUCACGCACAAACGAGGUUCAGCACAGUCAGAAUCAGCAUCCCCACUCGGCUCGUUCUUGUAGCUUGGACGGGAGUGAGGAAUCUGAUGCCUUCCGUCCCUCUCUGCCACAAGGGACAAAGGGUGGGCACCAAGCUAAGAGUAGCAUUUAUGCCAGCACUCCACCUUUCCGGGACUGUUCCCACUCAGGUCCGUCGAACAGGGCGUCGUCCGAAGGUAAAGGUGCAAAGGAUGUUGAGUGUACUCUUCAGAGGAACAGUCAGAGAGUUGCACGGAUACGUCAUCAGCAGCACAGUAACAGGGCUAGCACUGGUGGACAGGGUCCAGAGUUGGAGCCUGGCAACGGCACACAAGACAAGAGGAAGAUGGACAUGGAAACGACAUCACAGGGAUACAGCGGGCAUCAGACUGGCACUCAUCCCUCCUGGGAGGUGCGAGGACACCCGGCUCGACCGGAUGAAGAACCGCACAAGGCUUACAACUCUCUGGGUGCUGCUUCCCAGACUUCACAUGGGGACCAAGGGCCUCUUCCCCCUCUAACUGCCCCACAGGAGGCCACACUGGGCCCCCAGGGACCUGAAAGCAAUGCCAUGAGGAGUCUGAUGAAGUAUAGCAGCCAGCAACCACUGCUGUUCUCUCAGAAGAGCCCGUUUGGUGGCCUGGGCUGCCUCAAACAGGGGGCAGUUACUGGGGAGAGGAGCGAGAGGAACGAGAGAAACGACAAAAGUGGAAGCGGUUUGAGCUGUGCUCUGCAGGAGGCAAAGCAGACCCUGCCCCCCAGGAGAGCCUCGUCAUCUGGGGAGAAUGAGCGCUCGGAGCGGGCAGGCAAGGACUCAGGGGAAGCUCAGGGGGAGGGAGAGGUGCGACAGCCCCCUGUAGGGAUAGCGGUGGCCGUUGCCAGGCAGAGAGAGCCCCUGUGCCGCCUGCCAGACGGGCAUCCCACCCACAGCCACCAUAGCAGAGUGAUGCCCAGCAUGAAGGGUGUUGGACGCCCAAUGUACCCGCUGGAGCGGGAGAUGGAUGAAGACAUGAAAAGAGUCUGCGAGGAACAUCUUGGACUGCCUGCAUACGACAGAGAGCGAGAACUCCUCCUCAGGGAAAACAAAGACAGAGUUGACUUUGCCAGGAUCCACCCCUCCAGUAGUUGCCAUGGAGAUUUGACCUCACACCUUAUUGUGCCAGGCGGUAGCCAAUUAGGCACUGAGCCAUCUGCUCACGCCCACCCCGCCCAUCAUCACUGGAUGCCUCGGACAGGAAGUCCCUCCCUCUGGAUGGGACACUCUUAUGGUCUCAGUCAUGCAGCAUUGCACCAGAACUUGACCCCCGGCUUCUCCGCAGCCAUGCCCAGCCCCUUGCAACCAGUCUUGCCCCUGCCUCAGGACCCCUCCGCCGCCCUGGUGGUAUUGCCUACCGAGCCAGCAGCCCACCCUGCCACCCAUCACCUUGAUGUAAUGGAGCAGCAGGGACUGUGGCCCCCUGUUUACGGAGCCCGAGGGCCCGCCUCACACAUGCAGCAUCCCGCUGUCUAUUCCCGCUCCCAGUUUCUACGGCAACAGGAACUCUAUGCGCUUCAGCAACAUCAGCACCAGCAGCACCGCGCGGCACAGGCGAUGGAGCUGGCGCACAGACACAGUCACUCGCAGAGGAAACCUGAGGAUCCCCCCAUCGAUCUGGUUGAGGGAUCGUCUGAGCUCCGCACGUCCAAGCACACUAAGCUUUUCUCCGUUGGCCCCUCCGCUAAACCGCCCCCCUCCUCCUCAUCCCCAGGGGGCUGCGCAUCUCGUCUUUCGCCCUGCUGUCGCUCACCCGCCCCACGGUCCCACCUCAAGAGUACGCCCUGCACGCCUUGCCCUGAGCCCAGCCCGGCCGUGGCUGCCCCUCGCUCCCCGGCGCUCAGCCCCCAUGCCACCCCUCACCACCUGCCAAAACCUGCAGAGUCCCAGGACAAGAGGGGUGAGGGCCAGCCGCCACAGGACUACCCUCGGUCCCUUGAGCCUGAUCUCCCUCCUGGCUACACUUACCCUGCCAUCGCAAUGGGUUACAAAGGUGGCCCCUCCCCUCAAGAAGUCCAAUUGGCUGAGCAUGCAGACUUGGAGGCGGAGCAAGCGGAACCAGCUGAACCUGCGCCCCAGCCCCACCCCCUUUCUCCCAAAGGGGAGGAGCCUGUGUGCCACACUGGAGUGGGUUCUCCUACUAGAACAUCCCAGGAAGUGGAGAAUGUAGAGGAGGAGGGAGGAGUAAUAGAAGCAGACGGACAGGUGGAUGAAGGAAAGGUGGAAGCCACUCUCUCACAAACUUCUCUUUGCCCCGUUACUGACUCUACCAUAGCAGACCCCCAUCCGGACAGAGCAACUAUGAUCCCCAACAGCCAGGCAAGUGGAAUAGAGAGUCCAGCACCAGCUGAAGACAACAAGCGGCAGGUUGAGGAGCUACGAGACUCAGCCGUGACUUCCACCCAGGAUUGUCAGUCUGUGGAAUUUACCGAGCAGGAUCCAGAGAGGACCGCUGAGGAUGAGUGCACGUCACCCACUGACUCAACCUCGCCACCUUUCUCCCCCUGCCCUGUGCCCUCUGCCCUGGGGAAUCAGUACCCUGGGAGCUGCAUUUGGAGCCUGGAGCUCCUCAUCGCAGCAGCGCUGUGUGCCACUCGAGAUGCCCGUAUGGCGGCCCCUGUGCCUGUGUCUGGGAAUGCAGUGGCCCCAAAUUAUGGUAUAGAGUUACUGAGUGAACUGGCAGAGCUGGAGCGAUCCCAACAGCAGAGGAACAACACUGAAGAGAACCGAGAAGACGACAUGUUGACCUUUGACCUCCAAAGUUUGGCGACCCUAGCUGCCGCCCGGGCCUUGGAACUGGUCCCACCCAUACCAGUAGACUCAACUCCACCCCUUCGCAGAAUCCUUAAUCUGCGCAGGAAGUGCAAGUGGACGCCACGUCCCGAACCGGUGUGUCCUGUUAAGGGUACCAUGGAAACGCUGGACCGGGAGGAGCUAGCGAUGCGUGUGCGGCUGGCAGAACUGCAGCGGCGUUACAAGGAAAAACAGAGGGAGCUGGCCAAGCUACAGAGAAAACAUGACCACCAGAAAGAAGAGAACUCACGGAGUCCGGCUCGUCGAGGACCCGGAAGGCCAAGGAAGCGCAAGUCCACGUCGGCACCCCCUAUCCCCACAGAUGCCCCUAAAAAAGUCAAGUCGGCUGGAGCGGGGGCGGGGCCAGGCCUGCUUACGGCAGAGGACUUGACUGGAGGUGGAGACAGGAAGAGGAAGAAGAGAAGGAUGACCAGUAGCCCUUACCACCAUCUCAGUAGCACACAGAUGAAGGCUCACUGUAGGCCAAGAGGCAGGCCAAGACUGCUCAGCACUAAGUUUAAACAGAAAGCUUGCUCACAGCUGAAGCAGAAAGCCAAAGCCAAGCGUGGAUCGAGACUGGUGAACUUGUUGUGUCACAGAGAAACCAAUACACCAAGCACCAUUACAGAACAUCUGUCUCGAGAGCACAGUGGAAAAGAAGAAUACACACAUUGUAAUAAAACUGGAGAGCACAGUGACACAGCAGGCAGUGGGGCAGCAGUCCACCAGGGAUCAGAUAGGAAGGGGAAUAUGAUGAGAAGAGGUGCGAGGUCAAAGGCCAUCCUGAGCUCCUCACUAAUGCCAACCCGAACUCAGCAGCUGCUAUGCAGUACAGCUGUGACCGAUAGCAAGCUAGAAGCUACCGAGAAGGGCAUCUCUCCCUCUGACAGCGACACAGAGGAGGAAGAUGACGGCAUCUAUGACAGCGAAGAAGGGGCAGAGGGCAUCAAGAAUCUAUCAUCUAAAGAGCAACUGUCUGGAGUCGGCCGUCCUUCAAAGUGCUCCAUCGUGAGGCUUGAGGCCAAUCAGAAAGCCAAGAACAAAACGGAAAGACAAGGAUUCGGGUUUAUGAAUGUGUCCAUCGUUAAAGAAGAGGUGAAGAGAAGGAAGGCCCCCUGUAGGCCGGCCCUGGUCAGUGCUGACCAUAACCACUCAGAACUGGAGGAGGAGAGGAGAUUGACUGGCCCCAAGUGGAGAGAGGGGUCAAGGGAGAACACCUUUGACCACACUAGGGUUCUCAAGACCUCACCUACUUCACGAGAAAAGACCACCAGGAAGAGCGCUGUGCUUCUUGGAAAGAGGAAAAGCUGUUGGUUAGCACUGUCGUCUCAGUAUGAUGACAUCACUUGGAGCAGACGAAUCAGAAACAAGCAGGCUAAGGGGCGAGCAGUCAGUCGUUUGCUGGAGAGCUUUGCUGCCGAUGAAGGAUUCCGGAUGGAUGACGACAGCAGCUUCUCAGAGGGAGAGGAAGAAGAAGAGGAGGAGGAGGAGGAACCAGAGCCAAUGGGCAGUGCAUUACUGGCCCUGCCCAACUGCAUUCUCACCAAAGAAAUCCUGAGGGACGGGCUGAAAGUGUUAAUCUCAAAAGAGGACGAGUUACUGUAUGCUGCCUAUGUACAUACACUGGACCUACCUGAUAUCUAUAGUGUUGUUGUUGAAGGAGAGCGCAGAAACAGGCAGAGGAUCUACUCUCUGGAGCAGCUGCUUCAGGAAGCGGUUUUAGACGUGCAGCCUGAGACGAUGGAAAUUCUGACGGCUGGAACAAGAGUGUGCGCUUACUGGAGUGAACGUUCCCGCUGUCUAUAUCCUGGAUAUGUCUGUAAAGGAAGUUCAGGUGAGGAACAGAAAGAGGGCUGCAUCAUGGUAGAGUUUGACGAUGGAGACCGAGGAUGGAUUUCUCUUUCGAAUAUUCGCUUGCUUCCGCCAGGCUACCAAAUCCACUGUGCAGAGCCAUCACCGGCCCACCUGGUCUCACCUAGCUGCCGCAGAAGGAAGACCUCCACUCAAGAGAAGAUGACUCAACAGGCUGAUGUGUCCUCAGAGUGUUCCAUUAACGCAGAGCCCAGGAAGAAUGUUGUGAAAGCCAAGCCAGGAAGGCCCAAAUCCGUCAAUGCAUCAUCAAAGAGCUGUGCAUCUGAGAACGUGACUGAAACAGCUUCCCCUCUUCUUGGCUGGCCGGUUGCUGCUAUGUCCAGGAGGAAACCCUCCAUGGAUUUGUUCCAGUUUAAUGGGUUAACAAAGAAAGCUCUAAGGGGAAGGGAGUCAGACAUGUUCCCCUUACUUAGUUCCACCAUGACCACUCCAGCCAAAGGCAUCUUCAGCACUUCCUUUGAGGUGGACUCCUUCAGCAGCAUUGCAAAUGGUUGUACUUCCUUUGGAAAUCAGCAGUUGGCAACAGGUCUGCCUCUUAGUCACAAAGGCGUCCCUGGUUUACGGGGUAGAAAGUCAGGAGACAGGAAGGAAUUUCUGGUCAAACUGGACCAUGAAGGGGUAACGUCCCCCAAGACUAAGAACGGAAAAGCAUUGUUGCUUCUUGGAAACCCAGAGGUACAAAGAGGUGGACGGAUGGAAAAGGGCUUUGGAGCCAAAGGAAUAGGAGAACUGACCUCAACAAUGGGCUACACCCAGUCCGUUCUUCUAGUCAAAGAUGCCAAAAGGAACAGUUGCCAUCUUCUCAAAAGUUCCUCAGACAUGCGUAAGCACCCUCAGGGUCUCGGGCUUAGUGAAUAUGCAGAUUAUGGGCCAAACUGCCACAGCGACUGCCUAAGCUCCUAUUCAGAUAUGGAUGAAGAUGAAGACGAGGAAGAUGAUGCUAGAAGGGCGGCAAUGCGUACCUCUGGACGCUUUCUGUCUCGUCUUUCUGUUUCGUCGUCAUCCUCAGGGUCCUCCAGCGCGUCUAGUUCAGGCUCAUUGUCCAGCUCUAGCAUUUGUUCAUCUGACAAUGACUCGUCCUAUAGUUCGGAUGAAGAAGAGGCAUCACGCCUUCUGCUUCAGGGUUGCCUUUCUUCUCAUCAUACAUUGCUCCAACAACAGCAGCAUCCUGAACCUCCCACCGCCCCACCACGACACACUUUCGGAGCCAAAACUAUGACUAUCUCUAAUUCAAAGACAGCAGUCAAUAGUAGUACAGGAAAACCUCCAAGGAGAAAGGAGAUUGCCAACAACUCUUCCUCUGUAGUACAGUCCAAAUCUUCCAAAGACUUCCCUAGAAAACAGAAGAUACCAUCUUCAGAGGGUCCACCCAACUCAUCCUCAUUCAUGCCAGGACGGCAGCUGUGGAGGUGGUCUGGGAACCCCACUCAGAGACGGGGUUUGAAAGGAAAAGCUCGGAAGCUCUUCUACAAGGCCAUUGUUCGCGGGAAAGACACCGUCCAAGUUGGCGACUGUGCAGUUUUCCUCUCGGCUGGUCGGCCCCAUCUCCCCUUCAUUGGUCGCAUUGAGAGUCUUUGGGAAUCCUGGUCCAGCAACAUGGUGGUCAAAGUAAAGUGGUUCUACCACCCUGAGGAGACCAAGCUUGGAAAAAGGCACCGGGAUGGGAAGCAUGCCUUGUACCAAAGUUCCCAUGAGGAUGAAAAUGACGUCCAAACCAUCUCCCAUAAGUGCCAGGUGGUAAGCCGAGCUGAAUAUGAGCGCCUGAGCCGUAUCAGAAAACCGAACAGCAACAGUCAAGAUCUUUACUACCUGGCUGGAACCUACGACCCCACCAGUGGCCAACUGGUGACGGCUGAGGGAGAGUCAAUCAUCUGCUAGUUAUCUGCUACGUUAGAAAAUGGCUGAAAGCACUACUGAAAUCGUGAGAUACAAGAAAUGGCUGAUAAUCAGGCCAGUCUUACAAAACUAGCAUGAUGUGGAAAGUGAGUGUAACCUACAACCAUGGGUUUCUGCAGCCACUUUCAUCUCUACUCUUGGAGUAACAGUAUAUUAUUGAACGGAUCGUGGGGAGGACAACUCGCGGUGAUUGCUCUGUGAAGGUUCCACAGACAUGAAAUGAUUUUUUUAUCUUUUAGUGAAAAAGGCACUGGACUCGUUCAGAGUAGGAUAUUUAGACUGACGACCAUGAAUCGGAGCUGAAAAACACUGACUGUGUUUUUGGAUUUGUGGAAAUUUCUUUGAGAAAGAUCUUCACUGGUUAAGCAUGUCAAACUGAUGUCCCCAGGACUUUUUGAUAUCCCAGCAGGACCAAAUACACUGUUACUUUGAGCUGUGGUAUGAUCUGCUUGUUUGUGUGCGUGAGAGGAGGUGUGAAUGAGAGGGUCAAAUAUGUGAACAACCAUGUUUGUAUGUUGAGAUCAGCCACAAAAAAAUACAAACAAAAGAAACAGGAAUGGGUGUUAACCUGGAGAGUAGAGGCCUAACUGGUGUUUUAAAUUGAAUGAUGCUGUCAUAUGUGUACAGUCUAAUGACCUCUUUUGACAAUACCAGGGAUUUUUUUAUUGUUCUUUUCUCGUUCAUUUUGGCGCUAAUGUCAAUAUAUUAAUAAGUUGGUUUAUGAGCAAACAAAAAACAAACACAGACAAAAAAACAAAAGGAAUGAUUUUUCCAGUCAAGCCAUACACUUCUGUACCUCUUGCGUAUCUUCUCAUUCAGGUGUAUAGUUGUACAAUUGAUUUAUUUGAUGUGUGUAAAUAUAUAAAUAUAUAUUAAAAACUACAAACUGUAAAUAUAAUAUAAAUGAAGAGAGAACUCUAAUCCUCUUUAUUGCUCUUGAUUGUGUUAUUUUUUUAAAAUGAAAUAACUGUUCUGAUUGGGAGGUUAGUUUUGGGGACAGGCAUGAUUUGGGAGACCUUAGUUACCGAAUACCCUCUUCACUGUUGUAUAGGAGGGAAGGGAGGGUUGGGAGACGUUCUGCUCACGGAGCAAACGCUAGAACCGACACAAUGCAGUCCAGUCAGAGGAAACAGGCUGUCUGUGUUCACUCUUUCAUCUUUUCUUUUGGAGUUUGAUUUUGGCUUUGAAAGAAUGGUUUGUUUCUAUUGCAUUUCAUCGUCUUUGUGUGAUCUAACUGGUAACAAUUUGCGCAAAAAGCUAACACGCCGUAGUUAAAAGUGCCAGGUCCGUAUAGCACAUGUGGAGGUGGUUUUACCGUCCAGAAAUUCAUUUUAAAUACUGACUGAAGGAAUCUGGCCUCCAAAAUGUCAAACCAAAGUAUGUCCUUGGAAUUACUAUACUUCCAGCUGCAAUAAAUAUGUAGACUGAAUCAUAAACAAGGGGCACUUGCAAUGUUUUUGCCUGAUGUACUUUAGAUGACUGACAACUACGUUUGCAGAUAACUUUUUAAAUGCGUUUGUGUUUGAAAACAGCUGAAAUAUUGUUCUCACAAUAUUUCAGCAAUGUUGUUGCAAAGUAUGUCUGCAAGGAGUGGGUAUGGAAAUGCAAAGCGUGAACAGACGCUUCCAGCACUUGAAGCCUCCUGCUGUCCUGUGUCACGUGAUCAUGAAGGACAAUCAUAAUCUGUAAGUGAGGGCUGUUUAAAAUGGAUCUAAUCUAAAAUAUCGCCUCUUGUCACUUUUUCUUCCUGCUUUGCCAAAAAUUGUUCUGUUUGUUUUUUUUUCCCAUUGUCAACGUUGUACUCUUAUUUGUUCAAUAUGCAAGCCUGUACAGAUUGUUCCGUGUUGGAAUUGUGAAAAAGGACAGAUAUGCCUUUCAAUCCUAAAGGAUGACUUACUUUUUUAAGGACAUUGUUGCUGUUACACUGCAGAAGCUAAAGCUUUAAGAAAUCUGAUGUGAAAAUAAAUGUAAUGUCACUUUCUGGGUCUAUAAAAAAAGAAAAAGAAAAAUGGUAUUUUUGUAAACAAACACUGGAUUCAACGCUUGAUAUGGUAGCACUGGCACCACCCGCGUGCCAGGAAGUUGGCCAAGCCUCAAAGGAAAUAGAAUCAUUGUGUAACCUGAAUUUGAGACCCACUUGGAACUGAUUUUUACGGUGGAUGUUCUUUUUGACCUUGUGGGGAAUAUAACUCUAAGAUAUUUCCACUGUUAAAACAUGUUAUUUAUCUUAAUUUUAUUGCAUUCGUGUUGCAUUUAAUUAAAAAAACAAAAAUUCUAAAUUA
Molecule: messenger RNA, 10785 nt
Organism: Onychostoma macrolepis
Lineage: Eukaryota; Metazoa; Chordata; Actinopteri; Cypriniformes; Cyprinidae
Gene: bahcc1b
Product: BAH domain and coiled-coil containing 1b
Molecular function (GO): chromatin binding
Source: RefSeq, a predicted model, not a curated record